Molecule: messenger RNA, 1287 nt
Organism: Papilio machaon (common yellow swallowtail)
Lineage: Eukaryota; Metazoa; Arthropoda; Insecta; Lepidoptera; Papilionidae
Product: phytanoyl-CoA dioxygenase, peroxisomal
Exons: 8
Coding region: 340-1260 (306 amino acids)
Biological process (GO): fatty acid alpha-oxidation
Molecular function (GO): phytanoyl-CoA dioxygenase activity
Source: RefSeq, a predicted model, not a curated record
GUUACAAUAUUGUCAGUUGAAGUUGACGUUUUAGAUGUGAUGUUUAUUUACAAAAUGAUAUAUGCUCUUUGGAUGAUAUACACGUAACAAUUAACAAUUUAAUCUUCACUACACAAUGAAUAAUAUAGUAAACUCGGCAUGUAACAAAAAACAACAAGACAAAAACACAUAUGCUUUAUAUUUAAUGCUGAGAAGAACAAGUCAUUACUUUGUACGACACCGAAGUGAAAUAUUGUUUUGAUUUCGUAUUAAAUAUUAUAACAUUAAAUUCAAGACAACUCUACUUUGUCAUUGAUCAGUUUCUUGUUUCUCUUUCGUGAAUUAUAUAUUUUUUCAACUAUGGAUUUAUGUGUCAAUGGGAAAACUCUAGUUGUGAGACAAAAAAAUGUUAAUGCUGAAGAGACACCUAAGUAUGUUUUAUCAAAGGAGCAAUUGGAUUUUUACAAGAAAAAUGGAUUCCUUGUUAUCAAAGGGUUAAUCAAUUUUGAAUGUUUGUACAAUGUCAAGAAACGAUUCCUUCAAGUAGUGAAUGGCUUAGAAGACAAAGGUUUAAUGACCAUUGUGAAGGAACCAGGUUUGACAGAGAAGGGUGCUAAAGGACCAGAUGUUAUUAACAAGAUCAAUGAUAUUCACUUCGAUGAAGAGUUCAGCUCGUACUCUGAAGACCCUCGUCUCCUGGACGUGGUGGCUCAGUUGAUAGGAGACAGCAUCACUGUAGUGCACUGCAUGUUCAUCAACAAGCCCGCCGGCACAGCCCGACAUCCGCCGCAUCAGGACCUAUGGUACUUCCCGUUCGGACCAGCGGAUAAAAUAGUCGCUUCUUGGACGGCGGUGGACCGAGUAGAGAGGGACAACGGCUGUCUCUAUGUACUGCCCGGAUCACAUCGCACGCAAACGCUUAUAGAACAUCACUAUCCCACGGACUCCAACAAGUUCUUAUUCUACGGCGUGAGGGAUGAGUCCGCGGCGCCGGAGGAGCAGCGCGUACACCUGCCCAUGGACCCCGGGGAUACUGUCUUCUUCCAUCCCUUGCUCAUACACGGCUCCGGACCUAACGUGUCCAAGAGAUCUCGUAAAGCAAUCACAUCUCACUAUGCUAGUGGCGAGUGUCAAUAUGUGACAGUGGAUGGCACUGUGCAGGAAACAGUCGCUAAAGACAUUGAAUCCUUGGCUAAAAAGAUAAUAAAUACAGAUGUUACAUUUGUGGACACUUGGCGCUUUAAAAACAAAUUGGUAAGAGGUACAAAAUCUAAUCUUUAAAAUUCCAUACAUAUUAUGUAUGUCUUG